Molecule: messenger RNA, 1662 nt
Organism: Symbiodinium pilosum
Lineage: Eukaryota; Dinophyceae; Suessiales; Symbiodiniaceae
Source: the annotation of a GenBank genome assembly
AUGAACAGGGUGCCGUCUACAGCUCAGAAAGUUACGCAGGCCCAUGUUUGCAGAAUGACAGUUUGCUUUCUACAUCGUUUGAGGGCGGAACUUGGUUGCACACUGCCGUGGCAAGGCUCUUUUGCGGCCUGUGAGCCUGGGGCCUCGGCCUCCUAUGAGCACAUUCGGGCAGAAGCCGUUGACCUUCCAGUGAAAGCCGCUACAUGCAAUGCUUCCCAGCUGGUGGGUGAAGAGCUUCGGGCACAGUUACGGGCCGCUACAAAAGUUUUCCCCUCCAAGCCUAGCGUGAGCAUGAACCAGAGCGUUCCUUCAGAUCAGCGUGCUCAGUACGUGGCUUUGACAGUGCGUGAGCUGCGCUGUGGAAAGCUAAACCUUCGACCAGACGUUGCUGGGAUUGGCGGUGUUUUUGCUGCAGCUAAAUCUGGUGGCCGACAACGGAAAAUAUGGAACGGUGCUGACCUGUCACAAGUGGCAGCACGACCGCCAAAGCCUAGGCGUUUGGCAAGUCCUGCUUCUUUCCUUGACAUAGAAGUGGAGCGUGGGCAGCCGCUCUUCUUCUCCAAGCGUGAUGCAUCUACAUUUUUCGACGUUUUACGGGUCCCAGAAGGUUUGCAGACUUACUUUGGCCAGCCGCCUGUGUCUGUGAAGGAGCUCUUGCGCGCAGGCAUGAGCAUGACAGAGGUUUGGGAGGCUUGCAAAGACGUUGCACGUGAAGAUUUCUGUGAGGACUUUUGCCUGUACCCUGUACAUGCAGUGUGGCCCAUGGGUUUUUCUUGGUCUUCAGCAGUGGCACAAGACACUACACUGGCGGUGUGCGUGGCCGCAGGGAUUCCUGAACAACAGAUUCUUUGUGUGGACCAUGACACACCAGCCUGCCAUGAUGAGGUGUGCUUUGUGGCGACAGAUGAUACCGUACUGGUUCACAAAGAUCCUGCACAUGCAGCAAAGAGGUUAGAGAAGCUCGACAAGGCCUUCGAGGAGAAGCAUGUUCCGAGGAAUCCGGCCAAAGACGUCUCGCUUGCUCAAAGUCUUACUGCCCUAGGUUGCGACCUUUCUAGCCAGCCUGCCGUUGCACAGCCAAAUCGCAAGAAGCUUUUUGCUUGCAUCUGUCACACAAUCGACCUGCUCAGCCAUGGAAAAGCCAGUCCUUUGGGUCUCAGCUCCAAUUUGGCUGUAUGGGAAUGGUUUGCGCUGCUUCAGCGUGGUUUCUUCUCUAUUUACGAUGCCGUAUAUGGUUUUGCAAGGCGGGACCGGCCAGCUGAAGUGACCACGGUGCCACCUCCUGUCUUGAACGAGAUGUUGGUCACCUUGCUUUUGGCUCCCCUCUUGACUGCUCAGCUUGACAGACCACCGCUGCCUCAACUAAUCGCUGCUGAUGCUGCUCCUGAGUUCGGUUUUGGAGUGUCCGUGUGCGGGUGCUCCAAAGCGGAAGCGGCCGAGGUGUGCCGCUUGGCAGAGCGGCGUGGCGAUUAUGUACGACUCACUCCUGAGGAGGACGACGAUGCUUACGUCCCUCGUAUCGGCAAACCGCGACAGCUUGGCUACACCCAGCGUGACUUCACCACGGUCAUCUCGGCCAAAGCCAGGCAUCUCGACCAGCUGCAGGAGAGGCUGGAUGCUGUUUCCUUUGUGAAGGGCUCCCACGAUCUGCUCCAUUCGUGA